Molecule: messenger RNA, 750 nt
Organism: Macrobrachium nipponense
Lineage: Eukaryota; Metazoa; Arthropoda; Malacostraca; Decapoda; Palaemonidae
Product: E3 ubiquitin-protein ligase RNF12-B-like
Exons: 1
Coding region: 1-750 (249 amino acids)
Source: RefSeq, a predicted model, not a curated record
AUGAAGCCCUGUGAGCUUCAUGGAAUCACACAAAGUGAUUGUUUAUUUAAAUAUAAAAUAAGGUCAGUGAAACAUGUAUAUGGAGGGGAGGGGAAGGGAGAGGGGUCAGGGGAGGGGAGGAGGAAGGAUGAGGGGAAGGGGAGAAUUAGAGAAAGGGAGAGUGGGAUGGAAGCUCCGGAACCCUCCCGAAUCCUCCGGAAUUCCAUGAAGACUCCGGAAUUCCAGAACCCUCCGGGAAUCCCAGAAGCCUCCGGAAUUCCAGAACCCUCCCGGGAAUCCCAGAAGCCUCCGGAAUUCCCAGAACCCUCCGGGAAUCCCAGAAACCUCCGGAAUUCCAGAACCCUCCGGGAAUCCCAGAAGCCUCUGGAAUUCCAUGAAGAACUCCGGAAUUCCAGAACCCUUCGGGAAUCCAGAAGCCUCCGGAAUUCCAGAACCCUUCGGGAAUCCCAGAAUCCUCCGGAAUUCCAUGAAGACUCCGGAAUUCCAGAAAACCCUUCGGGAAUCCCAGAAGCCUCCGGAAUUCCAGAACCCUCCGGGAAUCCCAGAAGCCUCCGGAAUUCCAGAACCCUCCGGGAAUCCCAGAAGCCUCCAGAAUUCCAGAACCCUCCGGGAAUCCCAGAAGCCUCCGGAAUUCCAGAACCCUCCGGGAAUCCCAGAAGCCUUCUGGAAUUCAGAAACCCUCCGGGAAUCCCAGAAGCCUCCGGAAUUCCAGAACCCUCCGGGAAUCCCAGAAGCCUCCGGAAUUCCUAG